Messenger RNA from Stereum hirsutum FP-91666 SS1, 522 nucleotides. RefSeq lists its product as uncharacterized. NCBI's taxonomy places the organism in Eukaryota, Fungi, Basidiomycota, Agaricomycetes, Russulales, Stereaceae. The transcript has 2 exons. The record is from RefSeq and is a predicted model, not a curated record. The coding region runs from base 1 to 522 and encodes 173 amino acids.
AUGGACCCGGGUACGUUUGAUUUGGACGUCUGCGAUGAGUGCAGAAGGUCUCUGUUAAAUGGUUCAAUUCCGCGUUUGUCCUUACGGAACUGUUUGUAUAGGGGACGACUUCCUGAAGAAUUCAGAGAUCUCACUUGGGUUGAGGAGAUGGUAUGUGCGAAGUAUCUAUCUACGGCAAUAGUGACCCGUUUAGUAAUGGGUCAUGGCGAGUUCAAGGCUCGGAAGCUGCGAGGAAAUACUUGUGCCCAUGAGAUGAACAUCGUUGAAACAGCAAAGGCACUUCCACGGGCCCCAGUCGACGUUAACGGGAUGCUCUCGGUGGUGUUUUUAGGUCCAGAGAAUAUUAGUGAAGGCAGACUACAGGAGAUAUUCUAUGUCAGACGUGACAAAGUUUGGAAGUUUUUAAUGUGGUUGAAAGACCAUAAUGAACUGUAUGCUGAUAUUGCCAUAGAUGAGGACAAUGUGAAACAAUAUCCUGAGUCUGGUACUCUCCCUGGAUUGAUCGACAGGACCAGACGGUGA